Messenger RNA from Mesoplodon densirostris (Blainville's beaked whale), 294 nucleotides. RefSeq names its product peptide YY (gene PYY). The record is from RefSeq and is a predicted model, not a curated record. Gene Ontology annotation, molecular function: neuropeptide Y receptor binding; neuropeptide hormone activity. The coding region runs from base 1 to 294 and encodes 97 amino acids. Gene Ontology annotation, cellular component: extracellular region. Gene Ontology annotation, biological process: feeding behavior; neuropeptide signaling pathway. The transcript is spliced from 3 exons. Lineage: Eukaryota; Metazoa; Chordata; Mammalia; Artiodactyla; Ziphiidae.
AUGGUGACGGUGCGCAGGCCGUGGCCCGCCACGGCCACAGUGCUGCUGGCCCUGCUCUUCUGCCUGGGGGCGCUGGUCGACGCCCACCCCGCCAAGCCCGAGGCUCCCGGCGCACUCGCCUCCCCGGAGGAGCUGAAGCGCUACUACCUCUCUCUGCGCCACUACCUCAACCUGAUCACUCGGCAGCGAUAUGGGAAACGUGACAUCUCGGAAGCUCUCCUCUCCGGACUGCUCUUCCCGGAUCUCGAGGACCGACCCGUCAAGUCGCGGCCAGAAGGCGCCUACCUGUGGUGA